UAUCCAAGACCGGUUUGUACCUCUUUAUCGUUCUCUUUCUAAAAAAGCUUUCUAUCCGCCGCUCUUCUUCAAUCGCAUCCCUACCAAAUUACUGUUUGUAAUUGCACUUUCGUCCUUUUUUUUUCCUACUUUAAAUUUUUGAACAGGUUUCUUGCAGUUUUAUUCAACUAACCUUUUGAAAAAUUAAGAUUUGCAUUAAAACCGACGGCCAGGAUGAGUUCCCAAUUGGCCAGAGGAUUCAAGAAACGGAGAGAAGGCGCCACGUCAUCAAAACCACCUCUACCUCCUCCAACGGCCGUUAGACGACGCGCCGUUACUGUGAAAGAAACAGCAACGACGACACCGUCUAAGGGAUCUAAAUCCAAUCGGCUUCUAGCCGGCUGUAUGGCUCACGAAUACUUGACCAACGGUACGUUGUUUGGGCAGAAAUUUGAUCCGGCUCGAGCCGAGGCCGCCGUAGCGGUUAAUUCAGGCAAGAGCCAGAUAUCGGAAGCCGAGCCGACGGCGCGGGGCUAUGCGGAGGUGGCACUUUUACUGAGGAGCGAGGGAGUACGCAUACCUGGAGUGGUGAACCCUACGCAAUUAGCCAAGUGGAUUGAAUGUGGGCGCACCACUACACGUGGAGCAAAAUAAUUGGUUGGGACUUAGAGGGCACGUGUCAAACGUGUAGAAUCCAUUGAUUGUUAUCGAUCUGUGUUUCUUUUGUCUAUCAGAAAGAAAGAAAGAUCGAGAGAGGAAGACAUCGAUGCAGCUCAAAUCUUUUCUUCAGUAUCUGAAUACAAAAAGAAAGAUAUAUCAAACAAUCUUAUAAUAGAAUUGCUGUCGUUUAAAAUAUUUUUCGGCGCCCCGUCAAAAAUCGAAUUGAUUUUAGGACUUUCUUAAAAAAAUGGGAUGCGGAACGGUAAAUGAUUCAAAAUCGUGUUCACAAAAAUAAUAAAUCAAGUAUAAAAAAAAAAAAA
Molecule: messenger RNA, 959 nt
Organism: Andrographis paniculata
Lineage: Eukaryota; Viridiplantae; Streptophyta; Magnoliopsida; Lamiales; Acanthaceae
Exons: 1
Coding region: 214-633 (139 amino acids)
Source: RefSeq, a predicted model, not a curated record